UGUGAAUGUAAUCCAUUUCGAACAAAUGCACCGUGAAGUGUCAACACAGAGAGUUUUUAAAAUUGUUUGACGAUUUCGAAUUACACAUAAAUAGAUAAUUUGUUAUUAUUUUUCUUUUUCUAACCAAAAAUAAAACGAAAUCAACGGCACGCUCAACCGAUAUGGUGGCAUUGUUUACAAAUUGUGUCACCGAUUACAUUUAGAAACGAUAGUUACUUUUUAUUGAUAGCCACCGUAAGACGAACUGGGAACAAAAUUAUCAAACGACAGAGAGAGCAUCAUGGAUUCGAAUAAAAGUGACACAGUUCAGACGAAAGAGCAACUUGCAUCACACUAUGCAUUGCAUGUUGCGUUGCAAACGAUGAAGGAACGAUGUUUGGCACUACAGCAGCGUCUAACUACCGUCGAACAGGAGAAUUCCACAUUACGCAAACAAUGUGGACAGGAUCAACCGAAUCUCCGUGGCAACAAUAUGGACGAUCGCAGCGAAAUUGAAGUGUUACGCGAACAAGUGGGUGAAUUGACGCGACAAAAGUAUCAAUUGACUGAACACAUUGGAAUGGUAGCGAUGGAGAAUCGACAAUUAUGGUUGCGCCUAUCGAAACUCACCAAAGACAAUCAAUCGUUGGGUGUUUCGUUGAAUAAAAUCAAAACCACAUUAACCGAAACUACGGCUGGCCACCAGAAUUUGAUCCGGUCCAAGACAUUCACACAAAACUCACCGAACCCGAUUCUACGGCAAAAAAUGCAGAUGCAAGACGGCACCAGUACACACGACAAUGGCAAAGAAAUGGAAGACGUUAGCUUGGAAGAGAUUUCAUUGAAAGACUAUACAGAUCAACCGAAUGUACAGGGCGAUCCAAAUGCACCGCACACAAAUACCGAAUUCCAAAGUCGUGUCGUUGCCAAUUCAAUGGGUUUCGGUUACCUGAACGACGAAAGCAUUAACACCAUUUUGUCGAAUGACACCAAGAAAUGUAUGGACAGCAUGGUGGAUAUUAAGAAGGAGCUAUUGCGGCAACAAAGUGAUUUGAAAGUGGCUUUGAGCGGUCUGCGCCAAAGAAGAGUGUUGGAGCUGUGUUUGAACUGCAAAAAUCAGUCAAUGAAAAAGGCGAAUACGGCCGAUAAGAAUCUUGGCACCGAUGAAGUGCAGGAAUUUUAUCAAGAGCAUAUCGAUGGUCCAGCCACAUUUCGACGUCGUCAAUCGUCGGAGAAUGAUGCCGAAAUUACGGAAAUCAUCGGUGAUAACGCUGCAUUUAUCCCAAUCAAACCGGACAAUCAGAGUGAUGCGGUCGAUAUUACACAACAGAAAAAAAUUGCCGAUUGCAUGGAUAAAAUGUGUCCAAUGUGCGGAAAAGUCUAUUCAAAUGUAUCGUCAUUCGAACUAUUCCAAGACCAUGUUGAAUCACAUUUCAUCGACGACACCGAUUUGGAUUUAAGUGUUGAGAAGAACUUUGAAUUCGUUUCGAAUACGGUUGGCCAAUUUUGACCAGCACCAAGUAAAAUCUUUUUCUUGUACGAACUCUGAUAUGAACCCUCGCGUAAUUGAAUUGUGAUUUUGAUCAUUUACUAGAGAACGACAGAAAAGUCUAGAACGAACUAGAAAAGAAAAUCAAAAUUUUGUUCGGACCAAAUUUUUCGAGCAAGCUACCGAGUCUUGUUCCAUUUAGUUUUUAAGUCGAACGGCAUUCGUUUACACAGAAUUGAGUUGUUGAGUAUUUUUAUGAUGAUGAUGAUGAUGAUGACGAAAAAAAGUGUAUGUUUUCAUUUCCUAUACCUAUAUAUUCUAUUUUGCAAACAUUUACAUGAACAAAUUCAUUAGGCCUAGUAGAAUUUAACUUGAACAAAAAAAAAAUUAUGUUUACUGGCAAAUCAAAUAAAAUCAAUUAAUUUCAAUGAA
Messenger RNA from Sitodiplosis mosellana (orange wheat blossom midge), 1900 nucleotides. It is a transcript of the gene spn-F, whose product is annotated as protein spindle-F. The coding region runs from base 281 to 1489 and encodes 402 amino acids. The transcript is spliced from 3 exons. The record is from RefSeq and is a predicted model, not a curated record. Lineage: Eukaryota; Metazoa; Arthropoda; Insecta; Diptera; Cecidomyiidae.